Messenger RNA from Rhodofomes roseus, 1015 nucleotides. RefSeq lists its product as uncharacterized. Lineage: Eukaryota; Fungi; Basidiomycota; Agaricomycetes; Polyporales; Fomitopsidaceae. Bases 116 to 745 code for a protein of 209 amino acids. The record is from RefSeq and is a predicted model, not a curated record. The transcript is spliced from 5 exons.
CUACCGCGAUCCACGCCCAGAUCAUCUGCUCAGAAAGGCAAGAACCGUUGGCGCGGGCUCAUUCGGACGUACGACUAUAAAGAUUUUGACACAGACAUCUCCCUGAUCCUCUUCAAUGUCGAGGCCCCAGCUUCUCCAGCUGGCCAUUCCGCUUGUACAGACCUACGGUUUCACCCGCGCAGCUCUCAGCCACUCAGUCUUUCGGCUCCCAAAGCCUCAUUCAGAGCAGUUGUCUGACUCUGCAGUGACAGCACUGUUCGGGGAGGGGAAUGAUGCACGCAAGACACUAAUCGACGCAUGGCUAGAAGACGCUCGUCAACACAUGAGGGCGUCACCUUCGCCGACGAUCAAGGCUAUUCUCACUCAGCGGCUGAAGCAGAACGAACCAGUCUUGCAGUUCCUUCCGGAGGCUUUCGCUUUGCUGGCGUCACCAACAAACGGCCUGCCUCCUCUGGAUCCUCUACCUGCUUUGAAGCACGCUGGUAGCGUUGCAGACGAGGCUUGCCACAUCGUUGGCGAGCAUAAUAUCGGCCUUGCCUGGUACAGCCGACGAGCCACCCUAGGCGCCGUCUACGCUGCUGCAGAACUGCACCAGCUGAACUCGCCGAGCACGGUAUAUGACUUUCUGGAGAGUUUGCUAGACUCCUCUGGGAAGGUUGAAUCGGCCCUACAGGACGCAGGGACGUUUGCAGGCUACAUUGGACGGAGCUGGGCUGGAAUUAUCAAGAGCAGGGGUCCUUUCUGAUGCCGUGACUCGAUACUACACCCCUGGAGACAUUUCUCUUAUGUGUCGCGACGAGGAGCGUUUUUGUCCAACCGCGACCUGCAUGACAAGAUCGAUCGCAGCGUAGCGUGCAGCGCACUGGUGGAAUACAACGCGGCGCCAUUGCUAGGAAAGUACAAGAUGAAAUCGCAUCAAUUUACCUUACAGGAUUGCAUCAACGAGGUCUUCUUUCGACUGUCGGUAAGACGCCACUUCAAGGCUCUCUGAGCGCUUCAUCGGAGAAACGGUGGC